AUGGCUGACCUGAUCUACCUGCUGCACGGGGGUUAUCCCGGGCCCCAGGGUGUCAUCCACAUACUUUAUGGAAUCGAUUCCCCCAGCGAGUUUCUGCCCCAAAAAUGGUGGAGAUCACGGACAGGUGUACUGAGGUGGCACAACUGUGAUCCACACUCCAACUGCUCGAUGCUCUUUGCAGGAGAAACAGUGCUCCACACUCCAACUGCUCUUUGCAGGAGAAACAGUGUUGCCCUCCGGUGCCUCCAACUUAUUUCACACCUGCCGCUGAUAAUGGUGGAGUCACCUAGAAGCUAUGAGCAUCAGAUGUACCGGGCAGCUGGGACCUUACAUCGUGUCCCUCCCCACUGGACAACAAAGACCGCUAUGGAAGGCUACCAUGCUUGGGACUAUACACCUGACCCAUACACACCCUUCAUCUCUCAAGAAGACAGGUGA
Messenger RNA from Pelobates cultripes (western spadefoot toad), 438 nucleotides. Lineage: Eukaryota; Metazoa; Chordata; Amphibia; Anura; Pelobatidae. The record is from the annotation of a GenBank genome assembly.